AUGGGUAUACGGCUACGGAAUGUACUAUAUUUGAUGUUAUGUGCGACGUUGGGGUCGUCGCUCUGCACAAAACCGGGGUUUACGGAAUAUGGCGGUAGUUGUUAUCGGAUUUUGUAUAGUCCAAAGCUGCUCUGUUUUAACGAUGCCGAACAUCUAUGCCAAUCAAUUGGGGCUCAACUAGCCGUCAUACGCUGCCCGAAUGAGAAUGAGCUCGUCAGAAGAUUGGCACUAAUUGACAAGCCUUUAAUGAGCACCCGAGAAGCCCUAAAACGGAAUAAAGCUCCGGAGCACGAGCUGAAUAUGUGGAUAGGUGCAAAAGGCUGUCCAGUGUCCCAUGUACCACAGUGGAUUCAAAAAAGCGAGCGUCACUUCACAUAUCGUAACUGGUGUCCGACCGAACCGAAAUGUGGGCUGCCAGACCAAGAGCAAUGCGUCACGUACUCGAUUUGCCCGAAGAAGGGCGGAAUCUGGAGCAUGCAACCGUGUAAAAACAAGACGCUGGCUGUUCUCUGUGAGGAACGAACGAUAAACAGUGGCGGCGCUUGCAAGGCGUUCAAGCAACCGGUACUCGCCACUUCCAAAUGCUUGAGAAGCCCUACCACUUGCCCAACCGGAUUCCGACAAUCACACGAUUCCUGUUAUUCCCUCAUCGAAUCCCCCUUGGACUUUGCUAAUGCCCGAAUAAACUGCCGAAAGCUUGACCAACGCGCAGAUGUCGCGACUAUACGUACUGAAGCAGAGAAUAGGGCCAUUAUCGCCUAUGUCGAGGCCUGCAAGACGCUGAAGGCAAAACGCGAUCUGUUGAAGCCCCGGUUUACGAAGGCGCAGGAAGUGAUGCUGAAUAUGUGGAUUGGAAUGCAUGGUUGCAACAAGACACGUAUUCCACAAUGGUUUUCCGCUUCCGAGAGGCGGUUUACCUAUAGAAAUUGGGCAAAAGGUCAGCCGCAUCUUGCAAUACCCGAUGAUCAGUGCGUAUGGUUCUCACUCUGCCCAAUCCGUGGAAUCGGUGUCUGGGGUGAUCAGAGUUGCGGUGCAAAAAUGUUGGCCACAAUAUGUCAAAUACGGCUCGGAGGAGAUGGUUUUCCUGCUCCUGAUGCUCUUCCAGGUCCUAAGGGCUCUGCUACGGUCAUCGAGGCACCGGAAGUCCCAAAGCAGCAAGCACAGCGACCACCUACAUCAGCCAACAAAGAUCAGCAUCCGGUUGCCGCGAUUCCGGAAAAUGCCAAGCCAAAACCGGGUGGUGUCGACCCUUCAAAAUCCACUCAGAAGGACGUUGCCAAACCUGGUCCGAAAGAUCCAGUCAAACCUAGUGAGCAGGUCGCUGCCAAACCUGGCGUGAAGGAUAGCGCUAAACCAGGUCAAAACGAUCCGGCUAAACCCGUUCAGCCGGAAGCAGCGAAACCCGGACAGAAGGACACUGCCAAGCCUGGUGUGAAAGACACUGCUAAACCAGAUGCUAAGGGUCCGGUGGCGCCAGGACAAAACGAAGCAGCAAAACCUGGUCAGAAUGCUCCUACUAACCCUGCUGAAAAGGAUGCAGCUAGACCAGGUCUGAAGGACCCUAUCAAGUCCGUUCAGAAGGAGGUCGCCAAACCUGGCGCUAAAGACGCUGCCAAGCCUGGUCAGAACGCUCCUGCAAACCCUGCUGAAAAGGACGCUGCCAAACCCGGUCCGGAGAAUCCUACCAAUCCCGGGCAGAAGGAAGCUGCGAAACCUGGUGCUAAAGACGCUGUAAAGCCUAGCCAAAAUACUCCUCAUGGUCCGAAUAGUUCAUCCAACCCUGCUGGUAAGGAUGCUGUUAAACCCGGCCCAAUGGGCCCUGCCAAACCUGGCGCCAAGGGCACGACGGAAAAAGGAGCUGCUACGGCUAAACCUGGUGGUCAGGCUCCUACAAAGCCGGGCCAAAAGGACCCUGUGAAACCUGUUCAAAACGGAGCGGCUAAAGCUGAUGAGAAGAAUCCUGCCAAACCCGCAGUGAAGGACGUUGCCAAACAGCCAGUCGAUCAAGCCAACAAUGCGGUUAGCCUUGCCGAGCCGCCAAAGCCAAGCGGCCCAUGUCCUCUGCCCGGCUUCACCAAUUUUGGCGGUACAUGCUAUCGGAUUAUCCUCGCACCAAAGGGGGUUCGUCAGAUAGUAAUGCGUCAGCGUUGCCAGCAGCUUGGUGUCGAGGUCGACCUCGGAACGAUUCGAUGCGCCGCCGAAAAUUCUGCAGUUAUGGCCCUUGCCAGUCAAAUGCAAGCACUGAAGAAACUACUCGCAAGCUCAAAACCGGCGGAUAUAAAGAAACAGAACAUUUGGCUCGGCCUGCAUACCGUAUCUUAUAACAACGCCAAAAACCAGGAAAAGUGGUUUGGCACCUCGACGGCCGCUUUUAGAAACUGGGCCUCACAAGAGCCCGCUUAUGUUGGAUCUGAGAACUGCGUUCAGCUCUCCUUGAAUGCCUCGAUUUUGGGGCAAUGGCAUUCGACAAACUGCGCGUCACUCAGUUACGCAGCUCUUUGUGAGAUUCAAUUGGACACAAACGGCCAGGGUUGCCCUAACACGGAUGUCCUUGCGACGCAAGCAGAAAGCCCUGUUCAGUUAAAACCCGCGCAGCAGAGCCCGAUUAUAUCGAAGGACAGUGAGAGAGACGACACCCCUCAGCCAGAUUUAUCUAGAAAUUUG
Molecule: messenger RNA, 2664 nt
Organism: Mesorhabditis spiculigera
Lineage: Eukaryota; Metazoa; Nematoda; Chromadorea; Rhabditida; Rhabditidae
Source: the annotation of a GenBank genome assembly